AUGAGCAAAUUCGUAGCAUCAGGGGAAAUUGUUCAGGAUGUUUUCACGGACAACGCUGAGGAAAGGGCUGCUGCCAAACAAAAGGAAUGGGACGAUGCCAGGGCGAGAGCUGCUCUUGCACCGCUCAAAGAAGAUUUAUACAUUGAUCGUCUGGGGUCAGAUGUAGCCCGUUUCACUAACACUUUGGUUUUGUCAAUCACAGCUGUAAAACAUGUUGACGAGGAUUAUGAUCCACGAUCCCUCUUUGAACGGUUGCAGGAAAAUAAGGACCGGAAAAAUGAAGAUAUCGAUGAGAAAAUGAAGUUCAAAAACCAGAUAUCUUACCUGGAUGAUGAAGACGUGAACUUUCUUCAAGCUGCAGCUGAGGAGGAGGCGAAGAAAGAAGAACAGCGAUGGGAGGAAGAGAUGGCGGAUGUGAAAGCAUAUAGGAUGGCCGUAUCCAGCAAACAAACCGCACAAGCUACAAACUUUAAUCUGGAAAAGUUGGGUGCAGAAGGCGCGAGCAAAGAAAGUAAGGUGGUGCAGCCGCCAAAAAAGAGGUUUGCUGGCGGGCUACUACUGGGGAUUGUAAAACGACCAGCAGAUUCGAGAGACGCAAAUUCCAGUUCUGAAUCCAAAAGGCAAAAAGUAAGUGACACAACGGAAGUCAGUGACACGCACAAAACUACUAAAGCAGAUCCCCCAAAAACGGAUUCGAAACCGCUGGCAAGUAUGCUGGCUGCAUACGAUAGUGAAAGUGAAAGUGGUGACAACAGCGAGUAG
Molecule: messenger RNA, 762 nt
Organism: Sphaeroforma arctica JP610
Lineage: Eukaryota; Ichthyosporea; Ichthyophonida
Exons: 6
Coding region: 1-762 (253 amino acids)
Cellular component (GO): nucleus
Source: RefSeq, a predicted model, not a curated record